AUAGGUCACCAUCCAUACGUCCCUGUGACUUCACUUGUAGAGAAAUCGAUGUUACACGAGAGAAAAGUCAAAACUGACAAGAAAUCUUAUGAAUGUAACCAGUGUGGAAAGACUUUUAAACAAAAGGGAAUUCUUACUAUACAUGAGAGAAUCCACACUGGAAAGAAACCUUAUGAUUGUAACCACUGUGGAAAGGCUUUUAGGAGCAAGGGACAUCUUAUUGGGCAUCAGAGAAUCCAUACUGGGGAGAAACCUUAUGAAUGCAACCACUGUGGACAGGCUUUUAGACAAAAGUACGAUCUUAUUGUACAUCACAGAAUCCACACUGUAGAAAAACCUUAUGAAUGUAACCAGUGGGGAAAGGCUUUUAGAAGCAAAAAAGAGCUCGCUGUACAUCAGAAAAUCCACAUUGGGGAGAAAACUCAUGAAUGCAACCACUGUGGAAAGGCUUUUUAGCAGCAAGGCAUAUCUUAUUAGACAUGAGAGCAUCCACACUGGAG
This is a messenger RNA of Sarcophilus harrisii (Tasmanian devil), 500 nucleotides long. Its product is annotated as zinc finger protein 32-like. Bases 49 to 456 code for a protein of 135 amino acids. The record is from RefSeq and is a predicted model, not a curated record. NCBI's taxonomy places the organism in Eukaryota, Metazoa, Chordata, Mammalia, Dasyuromorphia, Dasyuridae. The transcript has a single exon.